AUGGCGAGUAUGACUAACUUGCGAUGCAAAGUGUUGACACUUUACCGAGAUGUGCUGCGCGUGGCAAGAAGCUUCCCCGAUCGUAGCAUGGGUCGAAAACUACGAUUCAAUGCAAAAGAGUUGCUGCGUCUGAGACAGCACGAGACUGACGCCGCGCGGAUUCGGACGCACGUGAUGGAGGGCUAUGAUGUUCUACGUGUGUACCAAGUGCUACAGAGGGAUUCUGAACUACUCACCGCUAUAACAAGGAAGAAGAGAGAUUCGUGA
Molecule: messenger RNA, 267 nt
Organism: Peronospora matthiolae
Lineage: Eukaryota; Oomycota; Peronosporomycetes; Peronosporales; Peronosporaceae
Source: the annotation of a GenBank genome assembly